Molecule: messenger RNA, 1251 nt
Organism: Colletotrichum siamense
Lineage: Eukaryota; Fungi; Ascomycota; Sordariomycetes; Glomerellales; Glomerellaceae
Product: Lactose permease
Exons: 7
Coding region: 1-1251 (416 amino acids)
Biological process (GO): transmembrane transport; carbohydrate transport
Cellular component (GO): membrane
Molecular function (GO): carbohydrate:proton symporter activity
Source: RefSeq, a predicted model, not a curated record
AUGACUGUCGCCCAAAAUGUGGCUAUGUUCGUCGUCGGGCGAAUGAUUCUAGGGGCUGGGUCAGGGACUUCCUCCAUCGCAUCAUCGUCGUGGCUCGCGGAGACACUGCCCACAAAAUACCGAGCCUCUGGCUUGACCUUUAUCUUUACUAUCUACUACGUUGGCGCUCUCAUAGCUGCUGGUGUCACGUACCGGACCUCCCAAAUAUCUGGCGAGUGGUCCUGGCGGCUGCCUUGCAUGUUGCAGGCUGUCUUCAGCCUAUUCUGCCUCGUCGUGCUUCUCUUUGUCCCAGAAUCUCCCCGCUGGCUAGCUCAUAAGGGCAGACUGCAAGACGCCUUGGCGUCAAUUGCAUCAACUCACAGCAAUGGAGAUCAAGAUGAUCCAGCUACACUGAUACAGCACCGAGAGAUUGUCGACAUAUUGGAGUGGGAGCGCUCGUCCGGCCAGAAGAUGACGUAUGCGGAGGUUUUCCGUACUCCAAGCUCGAGGAGACGUUUGAUGCUAGCGGUUUCGAUGGCAGUCCUUGCGAUGUCGAGUGGUAACAACAUUGUUUCGUAUUACCUGGGAGACAUGCUCACGAAGGCCGGGAUCAGCAAUUCACAGACACAGCUUCAGAUUAACAUUGUUCUAAGCUCUUGGUGUCUUAUCAUUGCCUGUAUCGGAACGUACCUCAUGAACAUCGCUGGCAGGAAGACAAUGUGUCUGAUCUCAGUCGGUUUCAUGACAGCAUUCCUUUUUCUGGUUGGUGCUCUGACGAAAGUCUACGGGGGCGGUGAGAAUACUUCAGGUGUUUACGCAACUGUGGGUUCUGUCUUCCUAUUCCAAGGAAGCUACGCGAUUGGCAUCACCCCGCUUACAGUCCUCUAUCCACCCGAGGUGCUCAAUUAUUCAAUUCGGAGCAAUGGAAUGGCAGCCUGGACGUUCGCAAUCACAUGUGGCGGUCUAUUCAGUGUUUUUGUCUGGCCCUUUGCUCUUGCUGCCAUCGGUUGGAAGACUUACAUGAUCAACGCUGGAUGGGAUGCCGUUCAAUUCGCCUUUGUGGCGUAUUUCUGGAUCGAGACAAAGGGACUUACCCUGGAAGAAAUCAAUGCCAAGUUUGAUGCACUGCAUGAGACAGACAGUUAUGGCACUGAGGGUUUGAGCCGAAGCGGCAUGGUUCUUGAGGGGGUUGCAAAAACGACAAGCAUAGACGCGGCUAGCUCUGUCAAAUUGCAGAAAGACGGCAGCAAAACCGCCACUGAUAAUCUUUAA